Penicillium vulpinum is the source of this 559-nucleotide messenger RNA. RefSeq names its product coiled-coil-helix-coiled-coil-helix domain-containing protein. Gene Ontology annotation, biological process: mitochondrial electron transport, NADH to ubiquinone. Lineage: Eukaryota; Fungi; Ascomycota; Eurotiomycetes; Eurotiales; Aspergillaceae. The record is from RefSeq and is a predicted model, not a curated record. The transcript has 4 exons. Bases 80 to 559 code for a protein of 159 amino acids.
CCCGCAGCUCUCGAUCUCCAAGUCUCGUCUCAAUUGCACCUCUUUCCCCUCACAGUCGUCCUGACAAGCCACCGUCGCCAUGGCCCAAAGAGAUGCUCGCUUCAGCCAGACUGUCCUGGUGGACACCACGCCCAUGCCCGAUCACAUCCCCAAGGUUGAGGAGAUCGGUGCCACAUCUGCACCCCUGAUGAGUGCAGCUUAUUUUAUUGGAGACCGCUGCAAGGCCUUCAAUGACGACUUCAUGAAGUGCAAGGACGAGGCCAAUGGCCGCGGGGAGAUCGACUGCUUGAAGGAGGGCCGGAAGGUGACGCGCUGUGCCGCUAGUGUCAUCAAGGACAUCAACACCCACUGCUUCGACCAGUUCAAGGCCCACUGGGAGUGUCUCGAGAACAACAACCACCAGCUCUGGGAAUGCCGCAGGGCUGAGAUGAGUCUCAACACCUGUGUCUUCGAUAAAUUGGGCUUGAAGAAGACCCUUCCUGGAGCUCCCGAGAACCAGGUUCCUGUUCACUUGCGCCCCAAGCAAAAAUACGCACAGUACCCCGGUCCCCAGUGGUAA